GCAAAAGCAUCCGAAUUUUCUAGACUUUGGGUCAACGACGUCAAACCCAGAGAUGCUCCAGAUUUUGAUCGGUCAACGCCAGCUGCUUCCCCAAUUUUUAGACUUUGAAUUCGAAUCAGAAUUAGGGAUUCGUUUAUGAAGAGGCUGAGGCUACUGAGCUGAGCUGAGCUCCUGGAAUUUGUGAGGGAAAUAGACGCAGUGAUGUCCGCCACCUCGGGCUCUGCUUCUGUUUGGCUAUUUCUGCUGUUUGGUUUCCUUCAACUCCUUAAGCUCUCUGGCAACGUUGAAGGUGACGCAUUGAAUGCGUUGAAGAGCAAUUUAAUUGAUCCUAACAAUGUUCUCCAAAGUUGGGAUCCCACUCUCGUCAACCCCUGUACAUGGUUUCAUGUCACUUGUAAUAGCGAAAACAGCGUUACGCGAGUUGAUCUUGGCAAUGCCAAUCUCUCUGGUCAAUUGGUGUCACAACUUGGUGUUCUUUCCAACUUGCAGUACUUGUAA
Prunus mume (Japanese apricot) is the source of this 498-nucleotide messenger RNA. Lineage: Eukaryota; Viridiplantae; Streptophyta; Magnoliopsida; Rosales; Rosaceae. The record is from RefSeq and is a predicted model, not a curated record.